Messenger RNA from Nanorana parkeri, 1606 nucleotides. Its product is annotated as sterol 26-hydroxylase, mitochondrial-like. Gene Ontology annotation, biological process: cholesterol metabolic process; glucocorticoid biosynthetic process; cellular response to peptide hormone stimulus. The record is from RefSeq and is a predicted model, not a curated record. Lineage: Eukaryota; Metazoa; Chordata; Amphibia; Anura; Dicroglossidae. Bases 1 to 1599 code for a protein of 532 amino acids. Gene Ontology annotation, cellular component: mitochondrial inner membrane. The transcript has 9 exons. Gene Ontology annotation, molecular function: oxidoreductase activity, acting on paired donors, with incorporation or reduction of molecular oxygen; monooxygenase activity; iron ion binding.
AUGACUGAAGUAGGGGGGAUACAGCUUAGAGCAGUGAGCACAGUAGGUGGGGGACAGCCCAGAGAGGUGAGUGGAGUGGGGGGGACACAGGCCAGAGAGGUGAGUGGAGUGGGGGGGACACAGCACAGAGCAGUAAGCGGAGCCGCAACCGCCCAGAUAGCGGAGGACGACAAAAAGUUUAAGACGUACGACGAUUUGCCUGGACCGUCCCUGCUCACCAGCCUCUACUGGUUCUUCAUCAGAGGAUACCUGCUCUAUACACAUGAAUUACAGCUGGUUUUCAAGAAGCGUUACGGCAGUUGGUUUAAAUCGACCAUCGGCAAAUUCAAAAUGGUGAACAUAGCCGACCCGGCCCUCUUGGAAAAGCUGCUGCGACAGGAGGGCAAAUAUCCGAUGAGGAACGAGAUCGACCUGUGGAAGAUCCACCGAGACAUGCGCAGUCUGUCCUACGGGCCGUUCACUGAGCAAGGACAAAGAUGGCACGCCCUGCGCACCGUCCUGAACAAGAGGAUGCUGAAACCGUCCGAAGCCAAGAGCUACGCCGGGAGCAUCAACAACAUUGUGACAGACUUGGUAGUCAGGCUGCAGGACCUGCGGGAAGAGAGCCCCAGCGGCGACAUGGUCAAGGACGUGGCCAAUGAGUUCUAUCGAUUCGCUCUUGAAGGAGUCUCCUAUAUCGUGUUUGAGACCCGGAUUGGAUGUCUGAAUAAGCAGAUCCCCGCAGAGACUCAGAGGUUUAUCAAUUCAAUCGCCGAGAUGCUGAGGAAUUCCGUCUACUCCUCUUACCUACCCGAUUGGACCAGAGGAGUCCUACCGUAUUGGAAGGCUUACAUAGAAGGCUGGGAUAGAAUCUUUGAUUUUGGAAAGAAGCUGAUUGAUAAGAAGAUGAAUGAUAUCCAGGAAAGGUUGGACAGGGGAGACGAGGUCCAGGGGGAGUACCUGACCUACCUUCUGUCCAACGGACAACUGACCAUGGACGAGGUGUACGGCAGUGUGUGCGAGCUGCUGCUGGCCGGCGUGGACACUACAUCCAACACGUUAACCUGGUCUCUCUAUCACUUGGCAAGAGACCCCGAGCUCCAGCAAACCCUGUACCAGGAGAUCAUAAAGGUGGCUCCAUUAAAUAGGACACCCACCGCAGACGAUAUCGCCCAUAUGCCCCUGCUGAGGGCUGUCAUCAAAGAGACCCUGCGGUUGUAUCCUGUUAUUCCGACCAAUGCAAGAAUCAUCACUGACAAGGAGGUGGUCCUUGAAGGUUACAAAUUCCCCAAGAGAACACUCUUCGUCUUAUACCAUUACGCCAUCUGCAGGGACGAAGCCCAAUUCCCGGAUCCAGAGAAGUUUAAUCCUCGGCGGUGGCUGCGGGAUGAAGGGAAGACCUAUCACCCAUUCACUGCCAUUCCUUUCGGCUAUGGGGUGCGAGCCUGCGUGGGCAAGAGAAUCGCCGAGCUGGAGAUGCAUCUGGCACUUUCAAGGGUUAUCCGGAUGUUCGAGGUUAAACCUGAUCCUAAACUGGGAAAUGUAAAAACAAUUGCGCGUGUCGUCCUGUCAGCAAACCGGCCCAUAAACCUGAGGUUCUUAGAGAGGAAAUCUGCUUAACGUGCUU